Messenger RNA from Mangifera indica (mango), 840 nucleotides. RefSeq names its product ethylene-responsive transcription factor ERF003-like. The transcript has 2 exons. Gene Ontology annotation, biological process: regulation of DNA-templated transcription. Bases 189 to 704 code for a protein of 171 amino acids. Lineage: Eukaryota; Viridiplantae; Streptophyta; Magnoliopsida; Sapindales; Anacardiaceae. The record is from RefSeq and is a predicted model, not a curated record. Gene Ontology annotation, molecular function: DNA binding; DNA-binding transcription factor activity.
UAAAAUUCCCUUUGUGGGCUCCCUUGUGUCAUACAAUUUUUAAUGACUGAAAAAAUAUGCAAGGAGGUCGCAACAUAAGGCCUAUAUAAACACCUUCAACUUAGUCUGUCAAAUCCCCCCCCUCUCCUUCAGCCUCGUUAACACAGUAGGACAUCAAAAGCCUUUGAAACGUUUCGUUUGGCUCCACCAUGGCUAGACCACAACAACGCUUCCGUGGCGUCCGUCAAAGGCAGUGGGGCUCUUGGGUCUCCGAAAUCCGCCACCCUCUACUGAAGACUAGAAUAUGGCUGGGCACAUUCGAAACGGCGGAAGAUGCGGCAAAAGCAUACGAUGAAGCGGCAAGAUUGAUGUGUGGGCCACAAGCACGAACAAAUUUUCCAUACAAUCCAAACGACUCACAAUCUUCAUCAUCAAAGCUUCUCUCAGCAACUUUGGUAGCUAAAUUACAUAAAUGUCACAUGGCAUCCCUCCAACUGAACAAAAAAAACCUGAAAAAAGAGCAACACCAUCAGCCAGAACAUGCACCAUUAGCCGGAAAAACCAUCGACACCAGCCCCGAAUGGCCGGAGACGAACUGGGGUGGCGCCGGAGAAGCCCACAUGAAUCAAAGUUCUCAACUUGAAGAAGAUCACAUAGAACAAAUGAUACAAGAGUUGCUUGACCAUGGAUCCAUUGAACUAUGUUGCAGUGACAAUUCAACAUAAAAACAAAAAGAAGGUUGUACCAGUAUUGAAUAGCUAAUGCUGAGUUUUUCUUGUUUUGGUUUGAAGUGGGGAAAGAACCCAUGGAUAGAUAGAAAAUGAUAAACGUUAAUGUAAAUAUGAAAGCUGAUUUAGCCGA